AAUAUAUCUCCACCAUACCAUCUCGACCUAUAAGGCCAUAUCUGAUACAUGAAAUCAACCUCAUGCUACCAGAAUGACCCAAGAAUAACACCACGACUACCCUACCACCAUCAUAUUGAUUCCCCGUGUAAACCUAUAAAUCCCUUACCAAGCACAACCCUCAACAACAAAAAGCAAAAAAAACCCCCAAGCAUGCACCACAUCACCACCACACUCCUGGCCAUACUCCUCCCCCUCUUCACAGGCCUCGUCCACGCCAACGUGGAGAAAACAAUUUUCCUGGGCCCGCCAGCUACAACGAUUCCAUCGGCCGCACCCGAUCUCGACGAUCUGGGUUUGGAGCGAGUCUCGCCUCAGAAUGCAGUCGUACGCACCCAAUUGAAUGCGUCAUUUCCGACGGCCGAGGCCCCCGAUGGAUCGGAUUCUUGGUUCUUUCUGGAGAACCUCACGCCUGGACAGCGGUAUGAAGUUCGGAUUUGUUGGUUAGCCACGCAACCAACAACCUUCACCCUAACAACCCACCCCCUCCCCGACACAGUAACCUCCCCAAUCCUCCUCACCUCCCUCAGCAAAUUCUCCUCAUCUCGCCUCUCAAACCCCGACACCCAACUCCAAAUCAACCCCAACACCCUCACUCGCCGCAGCAAUGUCGAUUCCGCACCAACAACCGACUCAAUCCUCUUCCUACGCAUCCGCGCCGCAGCAGACUACUUCUCACUCAACGAGACGCUGAUGCGCGACGUCCCGCCCGUGGCGGUCGAUGUGAUUCUCGAUCCGUUUUUGUGGAAUGUGUUUCCGCGGUCGUUGGUGCCGACUGCGGGGUGGAUUGUUGUUGUUGCGGUUUUGGCCGGGGUGGUUGGUAGGUGGGUGGUGGCUGAGGUGGGGAGGGUUAUUGAGGAUGCGAGGGUUGAGAGGAGUGAAGAGGAGGAGGGGAAGAAGGAGAAGUAGGUUUAUGUAUGUGGUUUUUUGUAUGAUUAGGGGCGUCGGAAUGAUUAUGGCGUUUUUAUGGACUUGCACUGUGUAAUUUAGGACUGGUUUGUAUGCUUCUAAGGGAAGUGUGAUAUGUGCUCAUCUUUAUGUAGCUCAUCUGCUUAUACGACUAGAUUGUCGAGUAUUUACUAUCCAGAUC
Messenger RNA from Penicillium subrubescens, 1129 nucleotides. RefSeq lists its product as uncharacterized. Gene Ontology annotation, cellular component: mannosyltransferase complex; endoplasmic reticulum membrane. The record is from RefSeq and is a predicted model, not a curated record. Gene Ontology annotation, biological process: GPI anchor biosynthetic process. Gene Ontology annotation, molecular function: mannosyltransferase activity. The transcript has 2 exons. Bases 49 to 948 code for a protein of 299 amino acids. Lineage: Eukaryota; Fungi; Ascomycota; Eurotiomycetes; Eurotiales; Aspergillaceae.